AUGUCGACUCUCACGGAGGCUAGUUUGCUUGUCUCACAAAAUGCUAACGAGCAAGAACUUUUAGAGGAUGAAUCCCUUUUAGAGGAGGAAUUCUUUCAAGUAAUUGACGAACUUCAAAAGUUUGGUAUUAACGCUGCGGAUAUCAAUAAACUUAAAUCCAACGGCGUUUCAACUGUUCAGGGCGUAUUAAUGCAGACAACCAAAUUUCUUUGCGGUAUAAAAGGCCUUUCUGAGGCAAAAGUUGAAAAGAUAAGAGAAGCCGCCAAAAAAAUAAAGGAUGUACAGUUUAUUACUGCUCUUGAGUUUUCUCAUCGCCGACGAACAGUACUUCAUAUGACCACUGGAAGCUCCGAGCUUGACAAACUUUUACAAGGAGGUUUUGAAACUCAGCAGAUCUCCGAAAUUUUUGGGGAAUUCAGAACCGGAAAAACCCAACUUUGCCACACGCUUUGCGUGACUUGUCAGCUUCCUCUGUCUGAUGGUGGCGCCGCAGGAAAAGUGGCCUAUAUUGACACUGAAGGGACUUUUCGGCCAGAUAGACUAGUUAGUAUUGCAAGAAGGUUCAAUCUCGAUGCGGAUAUUGUACUGGAAAACACAAUGUUUGCGAGAGCAUAUACAAGCGAUCAUCAACUGGAACUCAUAACUUUGUGCGCUGCAAAAUUUGCGGAGGACCGGGGAUUGUUUAAACUACUGAUCAUCGAUUCUAUAAUUGCCCUUUUAAGAGUGGAUUACAGCGGCCGAGGAGAAUUGGCUGACAGGCAACAAAAACUGGCGAGAAUGCUUUCAUACUUGACUAAAAUUGCAGAGCAAUUUAAUGUUGCUGUGGUUAUAACCAAUCAGAUGACCGCCGAUCCCGGCGCAGGCAUGAGCUUCGUAGCCGACCCGAAAAAGCCAGUAGGAGGUCACGUGCUCUCACAUGCUUCACAUUUGAGGCUUUCAUUGCGAAAAGGUCGAGGAGAUAACCGCAUCUGCAAAAUAUACGAUAGUCCGAACUUACCUGAAAGCGAGGGCAUGUUUUCUAUAUCAGAGGGAGGAAUAUGUGAUCCUACUCAGUAAAAGUUGCUUACUAA
Zophobas morio is the source of this 1070-nucleotide messenger RNA. Its product is annotated as meiotic recombination protein DMC1/LIM15 homolog. The record is from RefSeq and is a predicted model, not a curated record. Gene Ontology annotation, biological process: DNA strand invasion; mitotic recombination; chromosome organization involved in meiotic cell cycle. Gene Ontology annotation, molecular function: ATP hydrolysis activity; ATP-dependent DNA damage sensor activity; DNA strand exchange activity. The transcript has 16 exons. Lineage: Eukaryota; Metazoa; Arthropoda; Insecta; Coleoptera; Tenebrionidae. The coding region runs from base 1 to 1056 and encodes 351 amino acids. Gene Ontology annotation, cellular component: nucleus; condensed nuclear chromosome.